Panicum hallii is the source of this 1247-nucleotide messenger RNA. Its product is annotated as transcription repressor OFP8-like. NCBI's taxonomy places the organism in Eukaryota, Viridiplantae, Streptophyta, Magnoliopsida, Poales, Poaceae. Gene Ontology annotation, biological process: negative regulation of DNA-templated transcription. The record is from RefSeq and is a predicted model, not a curated record. The transcript has a single exon. Bases 109 to 798 code for a protein of 229 amino acids.
ACGCAACAGCUCGCUGUGCCUGUACCCGAGCUCGUAGCAUCGGCUAGCUAGCGCGCUCUCUGUGUGCGUGCGCGUGUGUGCAAGCGCAAGCACGUACGCUUCCACUUCAUGUCGGGCAGGUCGACCAGGAGGGGGAGGAGCGGCGGCUUCACGCUGCGGCAGCCGCCGGUGGUGGACGUCGGCUGCAACUGCCGCUGCCCGAAGCUGUUCUCCGUCUUCUCCUCCUCGUCGUCGUCCCUGUUCCGCGGCGGGGGCAAGCCCAAGUCCCCCAACGCCUCCUCCACGUCCACCACCACGGCGUUCACGGCCACCACCGCGGGCGGGCGCAGCGGCACCACGGCCACCUCCACCGACUCCUCGUCCUGGGGCCCCGCGUCGUUCGUCGCCACCAACUCGCUGUACGACGACCCGGUGCCGGCGGUGGCGCCGCUGCAGGAGCGGGAGCCGCAGGAGGCGAGGCGGCGGCGGAGGCAGCAGCAGCAGCGCCGGCGCCGCAGGCGAGCGGCCCCCGCCCCCGCGCGCCACGGCGCGGAAGACGACGACGAGCACGGGCGGCGGGUGGCGCGCGAGAGCGUGGCGGUGGCGGUGGACUCGGCGGAGCCGUACGAGGACUUCCGCGAGUCCAUGGUGCAGAUGGUGGUGGAGAAGGAGAUCUACGCGUGGGACGACCUCAACGACCUCCUCCACCAGUUCCUCUCCCUCAACUCGCCGCGCCACCACCCGCUCAUCCUCCACGCCUUCGCCGACCUCUGGACCCGCAACGGCCUCUUCUGCCCGCCGUCACCCUGCCAGUUCUAGCUAGGCCGCGACCACCAUCCACCUCGCCGCCCAACGCGCCGCGCCAUGCCAGGCCAUGCACGUACUACGCUUGCACACUGUAUUAACCACUAGCUAGCUUUACUAGUCUUCGUAUUACCACUACUACUACCUCCACUCAGAAAUCGUUCCGCCAUUAACGGAGCUCGCAGUCGCAGCUCGCGCGUGACCGGGACACUAUUAACCGAGGUUCCGGCCGGCAAGCUGCACCGCCAUGAACGCCAAGGUCGUCCUGAGCUUGAGCUGACGAGCAAGAGACAAUGCUAGGCACGAUUAACUGUUGAUGCUUGCUGUAAUUUUCACACCUAGUGUAAUGUACUGUAGUAAUUCCAUUUCGUUUGCAAUGAUGUGUGCGUGUGGCGCCAAGUUUGGUUGGGGUUGGUGCCAUGAUACGCUGGUGCUGCUCGAGUGUGAUCCUACUAUGCUGUGUA